AUCAGUUAUUUCGUAAUAGGCAAACGCAGACAUCGUCACUCGCAGCGAUCUUUGUAAACGCACGCGCGCGAAAAUCAAAUUUAAAAACAAAACUGACAAACUUUUUUUUAAGAGUGGUUUGCGCUUUUGCGUAAACAGCCUAGUUUAAGUGUUUGUUUUAUUAUCAAUUUAAUUGAGGUUUACUUACUUAGUUAUAUUUUUGGCGAGGUUAUUGUACAUAAUUAAAAUUAAAAUGGUGUCAGUGUAGUGUUUGACUCCGACAAUUGAUAAAGUGCAGACAAGGCAAAGAGCGCGAUGUCUGCGGCCGCGUUCCCAGACAGCCAGCACACAGAGCACAGCGAUAGUGACGCGCCACAGAGCAACGCGGACUCUCUGAACAGCCUUCUACAGAACAGAGAUGAGGACUCCAGAGACGACAAAUGCGUGGACGUGGAGUGUCUGGAGAACCAGUGUUCACUGAACUGCGAGGAUGGAGGUACAGGGUCUCAGAGACGGGCUGUUUGUUGCAGCCCGGUGUCGCAGGUGGUGUUGGGCUGUCUGUUGGUGCUGGUGUCGGUGGGCUCCUUCGUGUUCAGCCCCCUCGACUUUAUGCUGUGGGAGAAGCUUAACAUGAGGCCGGGUUUCCCCCCCUACGAGUGGUGGCGCGACCCCCCUGACGAGGUGCGGCUCCGGGUGCAUGUCUUCAAUGUGACUAAUCACGAACGGUGGUUAGCCGGAGUAGACCAGAAGAUUGAUGUGGAGGAGAUCGGGCCUAUUGUUUAUUUAGAGAAACUCGUCCACUCCGACGUGCAGUUCAACGACAACGACACGCUCACGUACACGGCGACACGGUACCCGAUCUACCUGCCGGACGAGAACCGUAUCGACCUGAACGCUACUAUUAUUGUGCCGAAUCUUGCCGUGCUGGGCCUAGCCUCCUACCUCCACAACGCUCCAUUUUUCGUCCGUUCUGGCUUCCGGUUCCUGGUCAACUCCCGUGGAAGCCCCCUCUUCGUAGAGAAGACCAUCUAUGAGUACCUGUGGGAGUUCACUGACCCCGUCCUAGACUUGUCCAAGAGCCUGGCGCCUGGACUUGUGCCAGUCAGCAAUAUGGGCAUGUUGGCAAGGAUCUACGCGGACUUCGUGGACCAGAUGACGGUGUGGGUGGGCCCGCGCUGGGGGCACGAGCGCUUCUUCCAGAUCCACCGGUUCAGGGGACACCCGCAGCUGCCAGGCUACGAUGCUAAUGAGUGCCCCGACCGCAUCACAGGCUCCACCGAGGGCGUGAUGUACCGUCAGCACCUGACGAAGCAAGACGUGCUGCUGUACUGGAGGAAGACCGUCUGCAAGCUGAUGCCGCUGUAUUUUGACACGGAACUGGUGGUAGACGACGUGCCAGUCUACAGAUACAAUCUAUCAGAAGUGGUGUUCAGUCGCGUGAGGAACGGCACGGAUUGCUACGACACCGAGCCAUCCCUACCGGCGGGGGUCAGCGACGCUUCCAAGUGCUACUAUGACUUCCCGAUGGUGAUAUCGUACCCGCACUUCUACACGGGCGAGCCGGCGCGCGACCGCUACGUCACCGGGCUUCAGCCGAACCGGGACAAACACAGCUCGUACGUCAUUGUUGAACCGCUCACAGGAACACCGUUUAGAUCUGUAGCCAGAAUGCAGAGCAAUCUACGGAUACACGACCUGUCCGGAUUCUCUUCGGAAUAUGACAAGUUCUCCAAUUUGAUCCUGCCCCUUUUCUGGGCAGAAUAUAACCAAGAAGGCCUGCCGGACUACAUCCGUCUGACGAUAUACUACAUGGUAGUCGUCCUUCCACCGGUUUCUAAAGCAUUGUUAUCAUUUUUCCUUCUAUGCGGCUGCUAUCUCAUAGCAAAGCAGAUUUAUACUCAUAAGCUGAAAAGUGAAAGACUCAGUGCCACUCUGCCAUUUAAAAAUAAAAACGUCAAUAAUUUGGCGAGAAACAAACUUUUUAAUUAUGAAAAGGAAACGUUUUUGAAGAAACCAAGUUAAUUUUUGUUCUUUUUAGUCGAUGCAAUGUUGAAAUUCAGGCUAGAUAAUUACUAAAAGAAUAAAAAUAAGACUGACUGUGUUUUUAAAAUACGUUUUGAAUAUUUUAAUAACAAAAUACGUAAGAGUUGUAGAGUCCGACAACGCUUACUUUCCAACAGGUUAAGGCCUAGUUUCACAAUAGUCUGUUAG
Molecule: messenger RNA, 2190 nt
Organism: Plutella xylostella (diamondback moth)
Lineage: Eukaryota; Metazoa; Arthropoda; Insecta; Lepidoptera; Plutellidae
Source: RefSeq, a predicted model, not a curated record